Molecule: messenger RNA, 4144 nt
Organism: Chara braunii
Lineage: Eukaryota; Viridiplantae; Streptophyta; Charophyceae; Charales; Characeae
Source: the annotation of a GenBank genome assembly
CGCAACUGGAAAGCAGUUUUUUGGACUUUUCCAAAGGCGGUACUCGAUUUGGAGUGUGCAGGUGUGUAGACGCGCCAUGGAUCUAGGGUUGGUGCUCCAAACGAUCGAGGCAGCGUGCAAUGACCUACAAGAUGUCAAUAAGCAGGCAUCAGCAGAGGCAACUCUGCUUGCAUUCCAGAAAUCACAGAGGCCUAUCCAAGCAUGUCAGUACAUCCUAGAGCAUUCGCAAAACGCUAUAGCGAGGUUUCAGGCAGCUGCUACUCUGCGAGAAGCAGCUCUGCGUGAGUGGCUGCUGAUGAGCAAAGAGGAAAAGGAGUCGCUUGCAUCGUACUGUUUACGGUAUGUACUCGAAAGAGCGGAGGGCAAACACUCCUUCGUUGAAGCGAAGAUGCUUGCUGUGGCCGCUGUGCUUGUCAAAAGGAGCUGGCUUGAUGAGGAUGGAGUGCAGCGUAGGGAGCAGCUUCUCAAGCAAGUCAGUCAGAUAGUUCAAGGCAUGAUGGGUGUGUAUGCGCAGAAAGUCGGUGUGGCGUUCCUUGAGGCUUUGGUUGGCGAGUUCUCCCUCUCAACAGCGACUCUGAUGGGUCGUCCGAUAGAGUUCCAUGAUCGGUGUGCACAGUCGCUCGAAGAACAUUACUUGAAGGAUAUUUUUGAGAUGGUGCAAGGUGCAGCCGUGUCGUCUGCUGCUCGGGUUCUCGCAGAAGGAAUGGUUGUGGAUAUCGAGGUUUGUGCGAAGUCGCUGCAUGUCAUGAACCAAAUACUGUGCUGGAAGUUCCUGAAGCGGUUAGCUGGGGGAGGAGGAGGACCACCAGCGAGAACGAGGUUGAGUAUGCGGUCGGCUGUUGAUAGUAUGCCUGUGCAGCCGGGACGACUGUGGCGAGAAGUGCUCCUUCCAGGUGAACGUAUAGAAUGGCUGCUAGGGUUGUAUGCAACACUGCGGCAGAAGGAGACGGCGGGCAAGGAUCUUAGAGCAAUCAACGAGUGGAUGGGCUCUCCUCUGGCUGUCUCGGCACGACAGGUGGUUGUGCAGCUGUGCUCUCUGAAGGGAGAUAUAUUUCCUAACGACGGAGGGCGUUUGCAGGAGGAGCACCUUCACCGGAUGUUGUGCAGUGUCAUAUCAUGGUUGCAUCCGUUGGAGUCCGCAGUAGGCCAAGCGGUUGCCGGCGCAGAGUAUGAACUUCUGGAUGGUUGCCGUGCACUGCAAGCUCUGGCAAGUGUUCACGCUUCAGCUUCGUUUAGUCGUGCAUUUCCGCAAUCAGACGGUCAUGCUGGUGCUAUAAACUUUCUAGGGUCAUUGACAUGCCAAGUCAUUCGAGCUGGUAUGCGUAACGAGGAAUCUCACGAUAACUGGAGCUCAGAGGCAUUUGAGCUUCUUCUUGACACAUGGGUGAGCCUUGUCCAGCCAGCUGCCCUCCACUUUCAGAAAGCAUGGCAGGAGCCAACCCCGGCGGCAGUGGCGGAAGCGGCUGCAUCUGUCUUUCAAGAGUAUGUGUCUGGGGAGCUUGGCCUAGCAGCGGCCUCGGCGCAUGAUGAAGAUGAUGCGCAGGAGCACAUGCGGCCUGCAACUGAUGCACGUCAUGAGCAACUGAGUCUUGUUGCACAGCUGGGACGGGCGGCACCUGCGAGGUCUCUAAGCUUUCUUGUUUCUGCGUUCUCCGAGAGGUUGAGCUGCCUUCAGCAGUGUAUUGUGAACAGGCUGGACCCCACGAUACCAAUGGAAGAACUCUACUGGAUGCUGCUGAUAGCAGGACACGUGCUGGCAGACAGUGCUAAGGGUGAAACACCGAUGGUGCCGGAUUCCAUCAGGGAGAUUGGGUGUGUAAGUAAAGCCAGAGGAGCACCAGAUGUGGACAAUGACCUGGUUGUGCAACUUUCCCGGGCUGGACUGGAACUGGCAUGCCUUAGUCUUAAUCCUGAUGCCCGGUCAAUGGUCUUCAGCCCUCGCCUGAUGGAAGCAAUCCUGUGGUUCUUGGCUCGGUGGUCGGAGACGUACUUGAUGGCAAAUGGGUGUUCGCAGAGAUGGGAGCAUGUGAAUGGCAUCGGGGGUGCAAAUGGAGCUGACUUGACGAAUGACGACUCUGCUGCUGCAAAUGGGCAGGGGGAGAGUUUGGAAGGAGCUUGUGUUGCAGUCGUAGCUUUUGGGGAGAAGGGGGAAGGAAAGCGAGUUCUGGAGGCUGUGCUGAGAAUAGCAUCCGUUGCUCUCACAGCAUGGCCAGGGGAGAGGGAACUUCAGGAGACAGCAUGUUUCAUGCUUCUGCCAGCGUUGGUUCGGCGAAGGGCUGUUUGCCGUCAUCUGGUUGGGAUGGAGCCAUGGCGGGAGUUGGCACGUGCGUUUGUGCAGUCCGAUCCAGCUCUGGCCACUCUCGGAGCCCCGCUGCAGCGAUCGCUGGCCUCCUCGCUUUGCAGAGUGGUUACCGGCGUGGAAGGUGCAGAAGCCUGUACCGGCUACAUUAACGGACUCAUGGGUCCAUUUGCAACCCAGAUCAGAGCGAUUGCUGCCAGGCCUGAUCUUGGCUCGAUGGGCCAGAGGCCAGAUGUUGUUCAGCAGGUCAGCUGUCUCCUGGAGAGGUUGAGAGGUAGCGCGAGGGCAACUCUUCCACAGAGCCAGCAAGCAUUGUUCUCCUUGGGGGAGUCUGUUAUGGAUGCGCUGCUCUCCUUACUGCAGGUGUACAAGAAUCAACCAGCCAUCGUUUACCUCAUUCUGAAGUAUGUAGUGGAAUGGGUUGACGGGCAGGUGGCGUUCAUCAACCCUCAGGAGACGGGUUUGGUGUUCGGUUUCUCGGUGCGGUUGCUGCAGGUGUAUUCCUCUCAUAACAUAGGGAAGGUAUCGGUUGACGCGACAAAGAGUCUUGCCAGCGAGUCGCAGUUUGAGAAAUACAAGGACUUGCGGGCGCUUCUCCAGCUAUUGACGAGCAUAAGUUCGAAGGAUCUGCUUGAUUUUGGUAGUGUCCCAGGGGUGGAGCCGAAGGGCGAUGUGGCACAGGCUGUCUAUUUGGGGCUGCAUAUCAUAGUUCCCCUGAUUUCACCGGAUCUCCUCAAGUACCCGAAGCUGUGUCGGCAGUACUUCACUCUCCUUUCCCACAUGCUAGAAAUCUACCCCGACAAAGUUGUGAUGCUCCCACCUGAAGCCUUCUUACCUAUUGCACAGGCGUUGAACUUUGGAUUAACGCAUCAGGAUUCUGAUGUUGUGAAUUCCACCCUGGCGGCAAUUGGAUCGAUUGCCAUCUUUCAUUAUCAGGAGCGCUCAAGAGGGUUGCCUGGUUUAGGGCAACACGCGGACGCGGCAAGUUAUCCUUCCUCUUCCUCCUCCUCCUCCUCCUCCCCUUCCCCACAUUCAGCACAAGGACGGGGCGUGCUUGCACAUUUCCUCUAUGCCAUCAUGCACUUGCUUUUAUUUGAGGAUUACAGCAACGAUUUGGUAGAGCCGGCAGCUGAUGUGCUUCUCCCAUUAAUUCUGUGUGAGUAUGGCACAUAUCAGCAACUGGCACAGGAGCUGCUCGCUGGGCACCUGGAUAACUCUCUCAAGGCGCGACUGAGCUCAGCUCUAGGUUCCCUUAUGAGCGGUGAAGUGGCAAAAAGCCUCGACCGCCAGGCACGGCGGCAGUUUCGGAAAAGCCUCCGUGCUUUCCUGGCUGAUGUGAGAGGCUUGCUGAGGAUGAAGUGACAAAGCUGUGCGUGUAUUGCUCAUGCUACACACAUGAAAGGUAGUGGUUGCUCGUAAGUUGUGUACCCAAUCAUAUUCGUGCAGUCUGGAGUCAGUUUGUUUUCUUGCCCUUCCCCCCUGCUGCCCCCCCCCCCUCCUCCUCUCCUCCCCUCCUGUCAUCGAUAUGCGCCUUGUUAAUAUUCAGUAGAAGAAAAUGUGCUCUGAAGCAUUGUGGUGGCUCUCUCAUUAGCCGAGGGGCUCGAAGCAAGUAUACAAAUGUAUCUGAAGUGCUGGCAUCCAUAUCUUCUUCACCUUGCCCCAUGAGCAAGGGAAACUGCAAUGCGCAAAGGUCCAGUCCAAGGUUUUCAAGAGACCGUCCACACAGAGGAAGGGCACCUUUGAUAAUGCUCUACUACUUUUGUUUCAUCUGUGCAAAUGCUUCUUCGCUUCUACAUAAACAGCAUAUGUCUGGCAACUGGGAAAGAAUCAACAGGAACAGGCAAA